This is a messenger RNA of Penicillium longicatenatum, 483 nucleotides long. RefSeq names its product NADH dehydrogenase [ubiquinone] 1 alpha subcomplex subunit 1. Lineage: Eukaryota; Fungi; Ascomycota; Eurotiomycetes; Eurotiales; Aspergillaceae. The transcript has 4 exons. The coding region runs from base 1 to 483 and encodes 160 amino acids. The record is from RefSeq and is a predicted model, not a curated record.
AUGGGUGUUCCCUUUGAGGCUUUGCUCCCUUACGGGAUUGUCAUUACCAUGUUCGGUGUGACCGGUGCUGGUCUGUACGUCUCCAAGCGCUUCAUCAACGAAGGCAAGAAGCCUCGCUGGAACUCUGACCUCUGGGAUCGGGUAAGUCAAGUCCUCACUUCGCGCGUCGGCUGCGGUCGGAACUCACAGAAUGCGUCCGCUAACUCUUUUACAGCAAAUACUCCGAAUAGUGAUGGAGCGGGACCUCCGCAUUACCGGUACAUUGAGAGGACAGUCCAGCAAUCACAUUGCGCCCAAGGGAUUCGAGCUCAGCAACCCGUGGAAGAUCGAGAAGCGGAUUUACUAGAUUCCCGAAAAUUGCAACGUCUUUUCCUUGUUAUGCCUCCGCGCUUUUGUUUCUCGAUCAUACAUAUCCACCGCAUUUUUUCUAGAAAACGAUGCUGUACCAUACAAUUGAAGCCCAUUUCUUUCACUCUUCGAUAA